AUGUCAACAACACCAACAUGUUCCGACAUCGACCAUCAUCAACAAACAAUACUGAAUAAUUCAACUGAUAAUAAUAAUUUGAUAGUUAAAGAAACCGAUUCAUCACUUCCUACUAAUGAGCAUUUGAAUAAACCAGUUGAUAACAGCAUUGACGAUCAUGAUAAUUCUGUAGAUGACAAAAAAAUCCCAUCGAAUAAUAGUUGUAUGAAUAAUACAUCAUUAAUUGAUAAACUUCCUGUUACUACAUUCUCAGGUGACUCUUUAAUUAUUGAAAGCAGAAAACAAAUGAAUGGAUCUGUUGUCGACAGUGGUGGUGAUAAUGAUAAUGUAAAUUGUUGUAAAACUGAAACUUUUGAUUUCCGAACUAAUUUAACAGUGAAUAAUUGCGGUACCGCUAACUCUACUACUAUUACUACUACUAACAGUAUUAAUAAUAAUAACGAUACUAUAACUACUAUUUCUAUGAAUAAUGAUGUUGUUGUUGAUCCCAAUAUUUACUGCAAUAACACAGACUCUCACCGAAAAUGAAUUGUGUCGAUUCUUCAUGAUGUGUGUGUGUUGCACGGCUAUAAUGCCAUUUUCCCACUUUGUGUUUCGGUCACUUCAGUCCCCUUCUCACACUUCUGUUUGUUACCCC
Messenger RNA from Schistosoma mattheei, 637 nucleotides. The record is from the annotation of a GenBank genome assembly. Lineage: Eukaryota; Metazoa; Platyhelminthes; Trematoda; Strigeidida; Schistosomatidae.